This is a messenger RNA of Aquila chrysaetos chrysaetos, 3762 nucleotides long. RefSeq lists its product as uncharacterized. NCBI's taxonomy places the organism in Eukaryota, Metazoa, Chordata, Aves, Accipitriformes, Accipitridae. The coding region runs from base 2710 to 3444 and encodes 244 amino acids. The transcript has 5 exons. The record is from RefSeq and is a predicted model, not a curated record.
UUCCAAAGAUCAUAAACUCUCUUGUUUUUUCCUGAGUUCCAGCCAAAGCUUUCCAUUCAGCCAGGCUGGUUUUCUUCCCCUCCGGCUUGUCUUUCGGCACAUGGGAAUGGCUUGCUCCUGUGCCUUUAAGAUUUCCUUCUUGAAUAAUGUCCAGCCUUCCUGGACUCCUUUGCCCUUCAGGACUGCCUCACAAGGGACUCUGUCAACCAGAGAUUAUUUUAAUUUAAUUUGGUCUGUUAUUUACGUCACUGCACUGAAGGGGCAGGAAAUUCUGGCAGUGAAGGGUUUGCCUUAAUUGGUUUGCCUUUUUAUCAUCAUUAUUUGUGAAAGUGAUAUCAUAAACUGAUCAUUACUUAGAGUGCUAGAUUUAAGCAGGAUUGGGAAUUUGGUAAGUCUUUCUGACUUGGGCAAGGAUUUCUAGUGAAUCCAGUUAGCCUUGGAAGCCAAUCGUUGUCUUACAGACUAGUGCUAUUGGUUGUCUAAAUAGGGCUGUUCUGCUAGCUGUCAGUGCUAGCAUCAGUUCUGUGAUCCUUUUGUUCCACACCUUUACUUUUCUGUGUGUCAAAAUCUCACUGAGAUAGGAAGUUUUAUAGCAGGUACAUUUCUGAGGUGGGAAGGAAAGCAAGGUAUGUAGGAAAAGGGGAACAAAGCAACUAAGCUAGUAAAGAAAGAACAUGAACAAAAGCCUUUCUAGAAGGGGAAUGGGGAAUAUAGCCCAUUUCCAGCUUGGUCACUUUCCUGUAUUGGGAUUUCAUUCACACAAGUUCAUCUCUGCAGUUUGUGAAAGACAAAAAGAAACUGCACCAACCAGCAUGAAUUCAUUCUCCCCUCUUGUGUUGGCAGUUUUUCAUUCAGUGGAAACGGUAGUAGUUUUGCUGAAGCAAAGAAUCCUUUGCCUGUAAUGAAAACGGCUCAUUAUUGUACUAAUGGUAGGUGUAGUCUCACUUUGGAGAGAAAAGACAAAUACUUGGAUGGUGUCUUUCAAAUUACUACUGUCAUUUACACAGACUCGUGAUUGUGCUGAUUGCACAUAGUUUAAAUGGGUCAUUUUGAGAUGUUAGUCCUUGACAUUUUUUUAUUUCUCAUUGAAAGAUGUAAAACCAGUUGGCUCUAGUUUUUAACAAGUUGAAUUUGCUUUGUCCUAACUAGCCGUCAAAAUGACUGCAUUAAACGUAGGGUUUGUUCACCUUUCUCCUCCUUCUGGCUGUGAACAUUUCAAAUCGUCCAAAUAGGAAGGUGGCAUCCUAGUAGGUACAGUCAUCUUGAGUGUGAGCUAUAAAUAUGUUCACACUAAAUAAUGAAAAGCCGAAGUGCCAGAGUUCGUAUUAGACUGAAACGAGAAGUUGUGAGUACUGCGAGUUUUUACAGCGUGGCUUGCGUUUCCCACGAGGUCAGGCGCACUUGUGGAAGUUGUCCAUCGGGGGUCACUGAAGCUCCGCCAGAGAAGGAGUCUGUUCCCUGUCCUCUUGGGUUAGCAAUUGCUUCUCGCUGCUUCCCGCUGAGUAAAUGCCUCUUUUGUCAAAACGCCUGCUUUUUCCAAAGUAGCAACUUGAAGUAUAAUAGUGGUGAAUAGCUGUGGGCACUGAAAAUAUAGCCAAAGAAAUGCUCGAGUGUGUUGCGUUGUUACAAGGAAGGAAGUAUUGAAGGAUUAAAAAUAGACACUUCUCUUUCUGUGUGGGAAGUUGUGUUUGCUUAAGUAUCUUUACUGAGAGAAGGGAUAUUUUUAGAUAGCUUCCAGUCAUCUGUAUGAUAGAUGCAAUUUGUUUAGUUGUACUUCUUGAGGAUCCCUUCUGAUGACUUAUUCAAAAAUCAUUAAGUACCCAGAUGGGCCUUCUUCAUUUCCUAAUAAAUGAAUGAAAAUGUAAAAAAACCUCAGUGUGAUUUAUUACUUGUGUUUCUAUCAGGACUCGUAAUAUCUUUUUUUAUUCUUAGAAUUGCCCUUAAAAUCUGUUCUUUGUACUAUUACUUGAUUUAGGUGGUCUUGAGUGAAAGUAUUUUUCUUUCCAACUCUGGCCAAACUAUAUAUAAACUAUCUCUGGUGAAGGGUGUUUUCCUUAAAAUUGUUAAGGUCAAAUUUUCAUUUUAAUUCUAAGUACUUCAGAGGUCCAAUUCUAUACAUUAUUCUUCAAGGAUGCUGUUCUGUCACAGAGGAUUGCAGGGUCAGUGCUAUUAAAACAAAAUUUUAUGUCAGUCUGGGUAAGUGCCAGCCCUUGCAAAAGAAUCCAGCUUUCUGUAGAUCCUAACAGACAGAUAGUUAUGAAACAUUUAGUUUUUAUUUUAUUUAUAAUUUUAAAUUUUUAUUUCCUGAAGAUGAUUUUGGUCUCUUAGGAGGAAUCCUGUUUAGUGUUGGCUAUGAUUUUUGGUGUGAUGAGAGAUAAGAUAAUAAGAUGCUUUUUUAGGUUAAAAUUGUUAGUUUUCCUCUAAUCCAGAGUUCCUUAUCACAUUCUCUAAAGCCCUUUCAUGUUGCAUUAAAGGGUUAUAAAAUCUACCAUGUGUAUCUCAAUAUGUUAGUACACACAAUUCUACAGACACCUUCCCUAGCUGGCAUAAAAUUAUGGGUCCCUAAAAGCUGGCUAGUGCUGAAGAAAGCAGUCAGUUUUCUUUCUCAGGGACAAUGAUGCAAAUUCACAGUAGCUAUGUAAACAUAGGCUUUAUGGAGUUGUCCAAGCUUGCAGGAAAAGCAGGAGGGAAGGCAGUAGGGCAACCAAAAUGUGUUACCUGCCAAAUUUGAAAUUACUUACUUUAUACUACAGGUUUCUGACUAUAGGCACUUCUCCUUGCAGGAGGCUGCAGCUGCCCCUCAUGGGGUUUCUAGUGGCAUGUCAGGAGGGGGACAAAAUCCAAAGAGUUCUGAUGAUAAACACGGGGAGAAAGAGGAGACCAAAACAUCCAUCUGCAGCCAGUGAUGACCUCUGCCUACACCAAAAUGAUCUGCCGGGAGCCAUCGCAGGCAAAUCCACAAUAAAGGAAACACCACAUGGAACUACAACAGACAUCAGAAAGCUUCCCAGAGGAGAGAGGAGGACGCUAUUCCCCCCUGCCACUCUCCCAGGCAGCAGCCACAUGCCAGAGGGGCAAAUCACCUGCCAGUGGUGCUCGAUGGUCAGAGACAAGCACCAUAAAUGUGGCAUUUUUGGGACAGAAGAAGAGAGCGAAGCCGUAUUUUGUAUCCACAAUGAAACGCAACUUUAUUUGGAGGGCUGUGACCGCUGUCCCUGUGGUGGAUGGAUGUUACUUGGUCUGGAGGAGGGUUCUCCAAAUGGCAUCGCACAAACAGCAGAGGACGGAGGAACGCAGCCAAAAUACUACAGCUGGCCUUAUACCACACAAAUCUGCCAUCUGCACCCAGCCAGGCACGUGCCCAGCGAGGGUUAUGGAGACUGCAUUUCUUUGUUAUUAAACGCUUUAUACUGCCAGCAGAAACGUAAAGGGAUCUUAGUGUGACUGAGCAUUCGUCUCAGUCUAACGCGUUUUGCUGCUGCAUGUUUUCAGUUCCAUAGCUAUUUUGCUUGAGCAUCAAUGUAAAUAAAUCACUUUAUUAAGAUGCCUAGUUGAACUGGUGCUGCAUGUGAACACAAGGGAUAAUGAACCUUACUGUAUGUUUCAGUGAGAGGAAGAUGCACAUGAUACAUGUUUACAGAGGUAUUGGCUCUCCAGGCCCCUUUCUGAUCUGAGGUCACCCUGGCAUGUCAUGGGCCUUUAAUUAUUCUGAGUCUUUAUUUAUUGAGGUGUGUUAUGGGUUUGUGUGGCACGCUUUUUUUU